Messenger RNA from Paramecium pentaurelia, 1080 nucleotides. The record is from the annotation of a GenBank genome assembly. NCBI's taxonomy places the organism in Eukaryota, Ciliophora, Oligohymenophorea, Peniculida, Parameciidae.
AUGCAAGACACAUAAAUAUCUGAAGCAAUCACAUAACUUGAUUGUAUUAAAAAGAAAAUUCACAAAAUUAAGACUCAUAAUGAAAAAUUUCAAAAUAACAUGAAAUUGUGUCCAUUCCCUCCAGGAUUCCAUAAUACAUCUCAAAAUUUGAGUCCUAUAAAGCUUCAGAUACCCGUAGCAUCAUUAAAUAACAAAGACACCAUUUUGGAGGAACUUAUUUUAUGGGAUUUUGAAGAUGAUUAUUCUGAUGAAUAAUUAUUCAGAAAUCUCUUUUCUAUAGUAACAGAUCUUUUAGAAGAAAAAUAUCCUAACAAAAUAGGAAAACUAACAGCUUCAUAAGCACAAAGUAAAUAUUUUAUUAAUUGUUUUAGAAAUUAUUGAAGACUGUUUAUCUUAGAUUAAAUAAGCUAUUGAAGAUCAUAAAAAUUUGAAACAUUUAUCAGAUAUAUUAAUAUUUGAAUCAUAUAUUGAUAAAAAUGAUUCAAUGAUCAAUUUAUAGAUAUCAACAUCUAAAUUCAAUGAAACUAUUUAAUGGGAUUUAGACAAUGCUUUUUAAUAGUACUUAUUUAACACUACAAUAUAGUAUUGAUGAAUUUGUAUAUACCUAUUGUUAUGAAAAUAAAUUAGGUUUGGAAAAUAUUGUCUAAAUUGGAAAUUAAAUUAGAGAAUAAAUAUAAAAAUCAUUCGAAAAAAGGUAUAACAUAAUAUCAAAAUUCAUUUUAGAGGAUAGAUAAGGUAAAAAUAAUUAUUAAAUAUUUAGAAUUUAAAUAGAAAUUGCUUUCUCUCUUAGAUUAUCCCUCUUUUGAACCAUAUCAACCUAUAAAAGAAACACCUUCCAAUAAUGAAUUAAAUACAUUCUUUAAGAAAAACCUUGAUGUAUUGCCUCCUGAAUUAUAAAUUCUAUAUGGGCAAAAGCCAAUAUAAAAAUAAUUGUAUAAUUUUCUAUAUUAUCUCUAUAGGAAUGAUAUGUAUGUUGAUUAAGAUGAUACUAAAAAGUUUGAAAAAGAACUUAAUUAGAAAUCGAAAUACUUUGACAAAGUUAUUGUUUAGGAUUUGCUCAAUAGAUCUAAAUAAAUUUGA